Messenger RNA from Schizophyllum commune H4-8, 845 nucleotides. RefSeq names its product manganese and iron superoxide dismutase. Gene Ontology annotation, cellular component: mitochondrion. The transcript is spliced from 5 exons. Gene Ontology annotation, molecular function: superoxide dismutase activity; metal ion binding. Gene Ontology annotation, biological process: superoxide metabolic process. Lineage: Eukaryota; Fungi; Basidiomycota; Agaricomycetes; Agaricales; Schizophyllaceae. The coding region runs from base 11 to 697 and encodes 228 amino acids. The record is from RefSeq and is a predicted model, not a curated record.
AACUCGCAAGAUGAUUGCUCCCCUCGCCCGUACCGCCGCCCGCGUCACCGCACGCCCUGCCUUCGCCCGCGCCUUCGUCGCAUCGCACGGCAUACACACCCUCCCCGAGCUCCCGUAUGCGUAUGACGCUCUCGAGCCGCACAUCUCCGGCGAGAUCAUGAAGCUGCACCACUCCAAGCACCACCAGACGUACGUGAACGGGCUCAACGCCGCCGAGGAGCAGUACGCCAAGCUGCAGAGCGCCGGUGCCGACACCUCCGCCGUGAAGGAGGCCAUCAAGCUCCAGUCCGCGCUCAAGUUCAACGGCGGUGGGCACAUCAACCACUCGCUCUUCUGGAAGAACCUCGCGCCCGCGUCGAAGGAGGGCGGCAAGCUCGAGGCGGGCCCGCUGAAGGACACGAUCGAGCGCGACUUUGGCUCGCUGGAGAACCUGAAGAAGGAGCUGAACGCGAAGACGGCAGCGGUGCAGGGCUCUGGUUGGGGCUGGCUCGGGUGGAACCAGGCGACGAAGAAGCUGGAGGUCGUGACCACCGCGAACCAGGACCCCCUGUUGUCCCAUGUCCCCAUCAUUGGCAUUGAUAUCUGGGAGCACGCGUUCUACUUGCAGUACAAGAAUGUCAAGCCGGAUUACCUCAACGCCAUCUGGAAUGUCAUCAACUUCAAGGAGGCGGAGGCGCGCCUGAAGGCCGUGCUCUAAGCGCCUGCGCUACCUUGACGGUUCUCUGAACGGGCGUCGCUGCGCUGGUCAUCGCAGAAGCAUGUGCCCGUCGACGGUACCCUUCUUAUUCCAUCAUUCAUGGACCUUUUGCACAAAUGUACAUUAAUGAAUUCAUGCUGCUUUCGAC